CACAUAUGUACUUUAUGUAUUAUGCAAUAUCCGAUAUUGGAUAAACGAUAGUUAGGUAUGCGGAAUUCAGUGUUGAAACGAUCGCCACUAGGAAAGCAUUCGUCGCCUGGCUGUGCCGUCGCAUCGGUGUCCUCUCAUAACUUUGCUGUUUAAUCCAUAUUGAUAAAGGAAAUUGGAGAUGUAUAAAAUGGAUGUCAGACAUAUUAUUUUCGGAGGGAUGAAAUCAGAACCGAUCGCGUCGGUGUUGUCAAUGUUCUUAAGCAUAUUGCUGUAUAUCAUGUAUUCGAUUGCUCCUUACUCUACGACGAAUAUUCCUACCAAAUCGUUAAUGCCGUCUUACGAUUUCAUAGUCGUGGGCGGUGGUUCUGCAGGAGCCGUGGUCGCGAGUCGCUUAUCCGAGGUAGAAGAUUGGAACGUACUCCUCCUGGAAGCAGGUGGCGAUGGAAAUGCUCUAUAUGAUGUUCCUAUUCUUGCCGCCAAUCUGCAGCUCGCCGAAAUCGAUUGGAAAUACAAAGUGGAGACCAAUGAAAAUUUCUGUCGAGCGAUGAAGGAGGGUCGUUGCUACUGGCCACGUGGCAAAGUGAUCGGAGGCAGCAGCGCGAUAAACUACAUGCUCUACGUCCGUGGUAAUAGAAAAGAUUACGACAUUUGGGAACAAUUGGGCAAUCAGGGAUGGUCCUACGAGAAUGUCCUCGGUUAUUUCAAGAAAUCGGAAGACAAUCAAAAUCACUUCUACACUGAGACACCGUAUCAUUCGACUGGCGGUUAUCUAACUGUCCAAGAAUCACCAUGGCACACUCCCCUGGCCGAUGCGUUCGUUCGAGCUGGCCAAGAAAUGGGUUAUGAGAAUAGAGACAUUAACGGUGAACGACACACUGGCUUUAUGAUUCCUCAGGGGACCAUUAAACAUGGAAGCCGGUGCUCCACAGCGAAGGCCUUCCUGCGGCCGGCAAGGAAUCGCAAGAAUUUACACGUCGCUAUGGAAGCGCAUGUUACCAAAAUUUUAAUAGAACCGUCAUCGAAGAGGGUUUACGGCGUAGAGUUUGUUAGAGACGGGGAAACGUUACGGGUUCGUGCCGACAAGGAAGUGAUCGUUUCCGGAGGAGCUAUCAAUAGCCCUCAGUUGCUGAUGUUGUCGGGAAUAGGACCUAAAGAACACCUAUCGGAACACGGCAUACCAGCGAUUCAGGAUUUAAAAGUGGGUCAUAAUCUUCAAGAUCAUAUAGUUGCGGGGGGCAUUACGUUCUUGGUGAAUGAAGAAAUUUCACUGAUAGAGAGCAGGAUGUAUAAUAUUCGCAAUGCCCUAGAAUACGUAUUAUUCGGAGACGGUCCCUUGACCGGUUUAGGGGGUAUCGAAGGACUAGCUUUCAUUAAUACCAAAUAUGCGAAUACUUCCGACGAUUUUCCAGACAUACAACUGCAUUUUUCGGCAGGGGGGACCAACUCCGACAACGGUAGGCAUAUUAGAAAGGUUCAUGGGCUGACCAAAGAAUUCUAUGACGCCGUAUACGGGGAGCUUAACGAUAAAGACGUGUGGGGCGUCCUUCCUACGCUUUUAAGACCGAAAAGCAAAGGAGUUAUCAAACUUCGGAGCAACGAUCCUUUCGAUCAUCCGUUGAUUUAUGCGAAUCAUUUUGAUGAGCCGGAAGAUAUGGCGACACUGAUCGAAGGAGUUAAGUUUGUGUUCGAGAUGAGUAAGACCGCUUCGUUUAGACGUUACGGGAGCGAAACGAAUCCAAAACCAUUUCCUGGUUGCAAGCAUAUUCCGAUGUAUAGCGAUCCAUACUGGGAGUGCAUGAUCAGAUACUAUUCCAUGACUCUAUAUCAUCCCGUGGGUACUUGCAAGAUGGGGCCUAGUUCGGAUCCAGAAGCUGUGGUAGAUCCUCGGCUUCGAGUUUACGGAGUUAUUGGACUUCGAGUCAUAGACGGCUCAAUUAUGCCAAAUAUAGUUAGCGGUAAUACCAAUGCGCCGAUUAUCAUGAUCGCAGAGAAGGGUUCCGAUAUGGUGAAAGCGGAAUGGUUGAGGGAACGGACGUCAAAAUGAAUGGCUGUUCUUGUCAAUUAAUUCAAAGCGAAUGCUAGUACUAUAUUAAAUUAUAUAUUCAAACUCAAAUAAUUUCAAACUCAAAAUAAAUUUUCAUUAUGUUUUACGUACAGUGGAGUACGGGUCAGAAUAUGUAGUCAUGUUUCGUUAAAUGAACAUCAAGUAAUGUAAAUGUUAACAGCUAGUUUACAAGACGCAGUUUUUCGACCGAUUCGGUAUUGCGACCUCCAGCAAGAGGAGACAUAGGAUCGUAAUGUAACUAUUGUCUUAAGGCUUAGCACUGUACGCACGGCUUUUACAAAUAAAAUCAAUCAGGAUAAUGCACGUGACGUAACACAUAGAACAGAGAUACGAUGAACAGGAAAGAUUGAACAAAAUGGUUUCGAUUUACUCUUUCGCGACUUCUCUCGGCGCUCUUUGAACUGGAAUUGAUCAACUGGAAUAGAGUCGAGCCGUAACGGCAAGAGACGCACAGAUAAACGCGGAUAUUCUAACAAAUAAAGACAUAUAGGAAUUUCACCUAACAGAUAUGUGUAGGAAUCAAUAUUUUGAACAACAUUUUCCUAUACACGUAACGGUCGGUCGUCCAUAGUUUCCGAGAUAUCUGCAAAACGUUAUCGAUACCACAACAGUGAAUUCUGCCCAUAAUUGUGCGUCCGCAACAGCGUACGCGUUAAUAUUGGUUACCGGCUGCCUUACAGCGGACAGAUAUAAUGACAAUGAUCCAACCGAAACCUAGUUCUUAUCUUUCGUUUAUAUAGCAUGUAUAAACGAGAACUCACGGUGCUUGGGCAAAGAUUCGUGCACAACUGCAUAUGCGAAGCUGUAAGAAAUAUCUAUCUAUUCUAUCGCGAUUAAAAAUGAAUAUCAUCAAUGUAUUGGGUUUGGUUUCGAGUUAACGUUAUCAAUCCGCUUGCGUGAAGCAGUAACGGUUCUUCUAUAUCGUCGAAUAACAUCGAUUAUUCUUCUGUCUAUUAUUUGUAUAAUUAAUUUGUUCUUAUGUUACGCAAGCGUUGCCAGCCGCUUUGCGGUGGCGGGGUUGAGAAAGCUAACCCAAGGGCCAAACGCAAUAUUUUCUUACAGCUUCGCAUAUGCAGUUGUAUACGGAGCAUUUAAGCUCGCCCGACUCUCGUUUAUGCGUAAUACAAACAGAAGGUAAGAGAUAGAUUUGAGUUGGUUUUGAACGAUCAAUACUGACCCAUAGGCUGUCACCCAUAGGCAAAGUGUAUUUGUAAUUUUCGAAGAAUAAAGGCAACUUCUUGCAUUAAA
Bombus pyrosoma is the source of this 3313-nucleotide messenger RNA. Its product is annotated as glucose dehydrogenase [FAD, quinone]-like. The record is from RefSeq and is a predicted model, not a curated record. The transcript is spliced from 4 exons. Gene Ontology annotation, molecular function: flavin adenine dinucleotide binding; oxidoreductase activity, acting on CH-OH group of donors. Lineage: Eukaryota; Metazoa; Arthropoda; Insecta; Hymenoptera; Apidae. The coding region runs from base 179 to 2044 and encodes 621 amino acids.